This is a messenger RNA of Schistocerca serialis cubense, 771 nucleotides long. RefSeq lists its product as uncharacterized. Bases 1 to 771 code for a protein of 256 amino acids. The record is from RefSeq and is a predicted model, not a curated record. NCBI's taxonomy places the organism in Eukaryota, Metazoa, Arthropoda, Insecta, Orthoptera, Acrididae. The transcript has 2 exons.
AUGAAGAAUGGUGUAGCAGCCCAUCUGCCUGAAGGACCACAAACAAACACCGAUAAGGAAGGUUGUUGGGGCGGGGGAAGGGGAGGGGGGGGGAGGGUGAGGGGGUGGGGGGGAGGACGAGGGGGAGCGGGCGGGGGAGAAGGAGGGGGCGGGGAAGGGGAGGGGGAGGGGGAAGGGGAUGGGGACGGGGCGGGGGAAGGUGAGGGGGACGGGGCGGGGGUAGGUGAGGGGGACGGGGCGGGGGUAGGUGAGGGGGACGGGGCGGGGCUAGGUGAGGGGGACGGGGCGGGGGUAGGUGAGGGGGACGGGGCGGGGGUAGGUGAGGGGGACGGGGCGGGGGUAGGUGAGGGGGACGGGGCGGUGGAAGGUGAGGGGGACGGGGCGGGGGAAGGUGAGGGGGACGGGGCGGGGGAAGGUGAGGGGGACGGGGCGGGGGAAGGUGAGGGGGACGGGGCGGGGGAAGGUGAGGGGGACGGGGCGGGGGAAGGGGAGAGGGACGGGGCGGGGGAAGGGGAGAGGGACGGGGCGGGGGAAGGGGAGAGGGACGGGGCGGGGGAAGGGGAGAGGGACGGGGCGGGGGAAGGGGAGAGGGACGGGGCGGGGGAAGGGGAGAGGGACGGGGCGGGGGAAGGGGAGAGGGACGGGGCGGGGGAAGGGGAGAGGGACGGGGCGGGGGAAGGGGAGGGGGCGGUGGAAGGGAGGGUGUGGGGGAAGGGGGGAGGGGGCGGGGGAAGGGCGGGGGAAGGGGGGGCGGGUGAGGGGGCGGGGUAA